AGGAGGCGUGCCGGCGCGGUCUGGCGGGUCGGACAAGAUGGCGGUCGCCGGCGGGGGCGUGGGGGGCCCUGUGGAGGUGGCGCUGGUGGCGGCGGCGGGCGAGACCUCUUUGGGACCCGGUAGCGGCGGCUCCUCUUCGAAUUCGUCUGGCAGCGGCUGCUGCUCUGUGUGGGAAGUGGGCUCCGGGACAUCGGUGGCCGGCUACCGCGGGGGCUGCUGCGCCCCUCGUGGGCUGACGCUGCUAGGCGGGGAGCACCUCCUCGGGGCGCAGCUCGGCAAGGCCUGUGUGGGAGCCUGGGAGCUCCAGAGGAAGGAUCAACUCCAGCAGAAGAUAAUAUGCCCGGGUCCAGUGACUUGCCUGACAGCUGCUCCCAAUGGUCUCUACAUCUUGGCAGGAAUUGCUGAGAGCAUCUACCUCUGGGAGGUAUCUAGUGGGAAUCUACUUGCUAUCCUGAAUCGACAUUAUCAGGACUUAACGUGCUUGGCCUUCACAGACGACAACAGCCACUUUCUCUCUGGGGCCAAAGACUGUCUUGUAAUAGUGUGGAGUCUUUACAGCGUGCUACAGGUGGAGCAUGCCCAAAGCCCUGAGCCCCGCCACGUGUGGUCACGGCACAGCCUUCCCGUCACAGAUCUCUGCUGUGGUGUUGGUGGUCCCAUGGCCAGAGCUGCCACAGCCUCUUUGGACCAAACAGCCAAGCUGUGGGAGAUCUCUUCUGGGAACCUUCUCCUCUCUGUCGUCUUUGAUGUGAGCAUCAUGUCAGUGACCCUUGACCUCGCUGAAUACCACAUGUUCUGUGGCGGGAUGGAUGGCUCCAUCUUCCAGGUUGACCUCUGCUCCUGGCCUGUGCAAAGAGAAAGAGGCUUUCAGUCCGAGCAGGAGAAUGGGAAGAUCUUCAAAGGACAUAGGAAUCAGGUGACAUGUCUCUCUGUCUCCAGUGAUGGAAGCCUGGUGCUGUCUGGCUCACAUGACGAAACAGUGCGGCUCUGGGAUAUCCAAAGCAAACAGUGUCUCCGCACAGUGAAUUACAAAGGUCCGAUCACAAAUGCUUUCAUAACCCUGGCACCUGCCAACAUGCUGAAUCCGGACAGCAAGCCCCGCGUCCCACUGCCAAAAUUCAGCCGGCAUCUCCAUAGCACAGAGAGUGUGGAAAAUUCUGCCAGUGAGGGGCUGACCCUGUGUCUGGGGCUGCAUCAGAAGGGCUCGGGGGAGAGUUACUUGGAGAAAGCAGAGCGCUUAUACUUGCAGAUGUGCUCAACGAGAGAAAAGAACUUGAUGGGGGACCAAGAGCAACUGAAAAUCCAGGUGACGGAACUGGAAGAGGAAGUCCGCACCCUGCGGAAGAUCAACAAGAGCCUCUUCGACUUCUCCAGCAGCAUCAUCACCACAGCCAAAUAGAACUGCUUCCAAAGCCUGGCUAGAAGCAGAGGAAGAGACAAGCCGGCCAGGACUCACCUUGGACAUGCAGAGCCAUUUCCUUCAUGACAGUGUGCAAAAGGAACGUCUGCAGUUGCAGAGAUGCCCACUCAUAAACAUCUCUGACUGCAGGGCCAGACACGGAAGUCUCCAGUUUGUACGGUUGGGUUGGGAGGAGCCCUGCAAAAAACAACAGCAACACAGCUUUACAGGUGACAGCGGACAGUAUGGAAGGAGAAUAAUCUGGCAGGGAAAAGAGGUGGCCCUUUUUCUUGUACAGAGCAGCUUCCUUCCGCCCUACAAAGUCCUUUCAUUCCUCAAACAGAGCAACCGUAGAUACUCCUCACGACACCAUCAUCCCCUUUCUUCCGGUUGGAAACCAAGGUGCUGCUUCAGAACUCCUUCUGUACUUGGGGACUUCUGGGGACUGAAGACAACUCUGGGCUUUAACGAAGCCACCCGCAUCCCGUGCAUUGUACUUGGCCAGGGAGGGGGACAGCAAACUGGCGUGAAGAACCACCUGUGCAGCUGGGCUGAGCAAAGAGGCCUCCUGUCCUUGAGACCCCGCCGAAGACAAGGGGGAGACGGGGAGGAUCGUAUUUCCUCCUGCUUUCCUCAUUUGAAAAGGGUGGGAAAACACUCCCUGCAGUGGUAAGCUG
Candoia aspera is the source of this 2076-nucleotide messenger RNA. RefSeq names its product WD repeat domain 18 (gene WDR18). Bases 38 to 1399 code for a protein of 453 amino acids. Lineage: Eukaryota; Metazoa; Chordata; Lepidosauria; Squamata; Candoiidae. Gene Ontology annotation, molecular function: protein binding. The transcript is spliced from 10 exons. Gene Ontology annotation, biological process: rRNA processing; DNA-templated DNA replication. The record is from RefSeq and is a predicted model, not a curated record. Gene Ontology annotation, cellular component: nuclear pre-replicative complex.